UUAUCAGAUUGUACGAAAUAUUUCAUUUAUACGCACGCUGUAUUAUUUUGAUUAAUAGAACAAUUAAGGUGUAUUCACAUCUUCAUACCUCUCACUCAACCUAUGGACUUUCCCUUAUUUCAAAAGCAAACUGUUUCAUUCAAAUUUUGCACAUUGCUCGUAAUGCUCGAGCAUUGCAAUCAUACUGAGUUAAAAAAGAGCAACUUUGAGAAGAAAAAAGGAAUUAUAUGGUAAGUACAUGUAGUUUGGGUUUUUACUUAUUUGAUUUAGAUAUCUGUAGUUAAAUUGAUAUAUCUUUAUUUCAAAUAAUAGUAACUGUAAUUAAAUAGAGACAUCUCUAUUAAAAAGUAAUUCAAUAAUUAGAUAUCUGUAGUUAAAGUACAAAUAUCUCAAAUUCAAAUGGAAAGGAAUUAAUAUAAGCUUUAAGCUUGUUUUCCCAUCCCAUUUGCAAUUUUUUGUAUAUGUAAUGUUAUUGUGCCUUGUUGAAUAAAAUAAUGUUUAAACUAAAUAGAGAUAUCUUUGAUUUUAAUACAUAGAUCUGUAUUUAAUAGAAGGUAAAGAUCUCUAUCUAAAAUACAGUUCUAUAUUAACAGAUAUCUACAAUGUAUUUGAAAUAUGGGUAUCUCUUAUUAGAAUACAGACCUUUAAUUAAAAUACAAGUAUCUGUAUUUUGUACAUAAAUAGAUGUAUCUCUAUUCUUAAUAAAUAUAUCUGAAUUAAAUGGGUAAAAACCCAAAAAAGCUUGCCAAAAUGUCCACUUAUGUAACUGAUAUUGAAUUCAAGAAUUGAAAUGAGCAGAUAUUGAGUUAUCGUUUAUUAUAUGCCUUGCCUGAAAAUCAUUGUUAAAAAAUGACAAUGAAAUAUAUUUUUCACAUUGAUGAACCGUGAAAAACCCACAUUUUCUCUAUUUCAAUUUUUUGAUGCGAAUAAAUUAAAUGGCACUCAUACACGUCAAACACCCCCCAACACCCCCCCCUACACACACAAACAUCAUCCAGGACACAGUCACAACCCCCAAUACACCAAGCUACUCACAAAUACCCAGGUUAUUUUUUCCUUUAAAAAGGAUUUAUUUUACCAUAAAAUGUAACUCGGUUCUUUUAUUUAGGAUUUCCAAAUGUCCUAGGCUGUAUAGAUGGGACAUUUGUGAAAAUCAAGAAGCCAGCAGCCAAUGAAGCAGACUUUCUCAAUAGAAAAGGAUACCAUUCCUUGAACAUACAGGUACAUAUAGAAAUAUUUACCACUCGACUUUUUAUCUACAGGACUACUGAAAACAAUUCUUCCCAAUCUUAUUUUGUGAAAGGCAUAAAAUUUAAUGAUGCUAAUUCAUCAAUCAUAACAUGAAGUUUAACAUAUGGAAUAAGGUACACUCCCUAAAAUACGUUGAAAAUGAUACUUUCACUUAUUUGUACCUUAAUUCCUGAGAUUACACAGCUCUCUUUUUGAUGUUGCACAUUUAAACUUGUAAAUAAAGAUUAGGAAUAUGAAGUAUGCAGUUUGUCAAUAUAAUCUCUAUAAACACAACAGGCAAUUUGUGAUGCCCACAUGAGGAUCACAAGUCUAAAUGCGUCAUGGCCAGGCAGUGUCCAUGAUUCACGGAUUUGGAACGCUUCAGCCUUAAAAGACCAAUUUGAAAAUGGAUUACAUGAUGGACUUCUUCUUGGAGAUUCUGGAUAUGCAUGCAGGAAGUACUUAAUGACUCCGUUUCUCCAGCCUGUAGGCAGAGGUCAAGAACGAUUUAACAGGAGCUUGUGCAGAACUAGAGUACUAAUAGAACAGACUUUUGGCGUUUUGAAAGCUAGAUUUCCAUGCUUAAGAUUCGGACUCAGGAUGAGACCAGAAAUGGCAGUUUCUACUACUUCUGCUUGUGUUGUGCUUCACAACAUAGGGAUCCUCAGGUUGGAUGUAGUGGAUGUGGAGCUUGAGCAUGACAAUCAGCUCCACAUCCAAGACCAGCAAGUUCUUGCACAACCUGAUGGAAAACAUGUUCGUGAUCACAUCACAAGACAGUAUUUCAAUAAUUAACUUAAAUCUACAUUCUAAAUUAUAAAUUAAACAUUAUAAAUUAGUAAAGUGACUUAAAAACAAGAGAUCCCAGAGGGAUCUUGGCGCCCACCAUUGAAUGAUCUUCAUAAGUUCCA
Pecten maximus is the source of this 2141-nucleotide messenger RNA. RefSeq names its product putative nuclease HARBI1. The transcript has 2 exons. NCBI's taxonomy places the organism in Eukaryota, Metazoa, Mollusca, Bivalvia, Pectinida, Pectinidae. Bases 1546 to 2025 code for a protein of 159 amino acids. The record is from RefSeq and is a predicted model, not a curated record.